UGAGAAAACGGAAGCCAGGACCAGAGUUUCAGGAGCACAAAAAUGUGUGACGUGUACACAUAAUUUAUUUUUAUGAAAAGGAUUUCCCAUGUUUUGUACUUCGACCUCAUUAAUGGUUUUUAUUGUUUUGUUCAAGUCAAACUAGAGUUUUCCCAGUGUGGCCAACAAGCUAAUUAUACAGCAACUGUCAAUUUCUAGUCGUUUUUGAAAUCCUUGUCCAGGCUGCACCCACCUAGAAGGUUCCAGCAAGUUUCCACAAAGUUACAAGUUGAAUAGAGACAUCAUAUUAUGGCUCACAUGAAUCAAGCCAUUCAGUCUCUAGAGAGUUCAUUAGACUUAUCUCAGAUGGAAAAUCUUGUAAAUGAACCAGAUGAUGAGACUGAAGGCAAUAGAAAAGAUUCAGACUCAUCAAACAUAAACUCUGAGAUUUAUACAUCUAUAGUUUGGCAUAAUGGAAUGCUUGCAUUGUCAUAUUAUGAUCUUGGCACUUGCCAGGUGUACUUUGUACCAGACACGCCAGAAAAUGAUGACUUCACUAUAUUGAAUCAGGUGCUGCGAGAGAUUCAUCCUGUUGUAAUCAUCUUAAGUUCCAGGCAAGACAACCGUCUAGUCACAUACCUGAAAAAACUGAUGUCUGACAAUAGUCCUAGUCGAACAGAGAUAAAUAAUGAAUUAUGCAAGCUGGAAUUUCUGAUGAAUUCAGAUUUUAAUUAUGAAGUUAGCAAGAGAAGAGUUUUGGGUCUCAAUCUUCCAUCCAUCCCUAAACAUUACACUGAUGAGGAGAGAAAAAUGUAUUUCUCAUCUCUUCUAGCCAUGGAGAAAGUCAACUUGGUUAGGUCAUUAGGUGGCCUUCUAAGGUACUUAGAUAAAUCAAGAGUUGGUGUGGAACUAGAUGAUAUAGAUACACAAGUGUCUAUUCUUGGAUUUAGAACUCAUGACAUAGAAAAUCAUAUUCAGAUUGAUACAGUCACAUAUUCUGCACUGAAUAUAUUCAGCACUGAACCACAUCCCUCUGUUUUUAAAAAUGGAACCUCCAGUAAAGAAGGCUUAAGUUUAUUUGGAAUAUUAAAUAGAUGCAAAUCAACAAGUGGAAGUAGAAAGUUGCGUUAUUGGUUUCUUCGUCCACUUAAGAAUGUAUCAAUCCUGAAUGAAAGAUUUGAUGCCAUUUCUUACUUUCUGAAGUCUGAGAACAAAGAAACUGUUAAUUGCCUUCAGGGUUGUCUUAAAAACAUCAAGUAUAUAACUAAAGUGUUUCUCCGAAUGUCUAAAGCCCAGGCCACAGUUGGAGAUUGGAAUUCUUUAUUCAAGACACUUUUAAGUGCUGUCUCUAUUGGAUCUAUCAGUAGAAAUCAACCUCAAAGUAUUGCUAUUUUUAAAGAGAUAGGUUCAACCUUUAUAGAAGAUCUCAAUCUCUGCACAAAGCUCAUCUCAAAAACUAUAGAUUUCCCAAGUUCAAAACAGACUGGCAAGAUUGUCGUGUUACCAAAUGUGAAUGCUGAAUUGGAUGAAAAAAAGCGUACAUAUAAUGGAAUGUCCUCCUUGCUGAAUACUUUGUCUUAUGAAGAGAUAAAAAGUCUGAGAGUAGACAUUGACAAAUGUUGUGUGAACUAUUACCCUCAGUUAGGUUUUCUUCUUGUUAUCAACAUGCCUGAAGGACAAGCAGAAGAAGAUGACCAUACUAUUGAAGGUCUAGAGUUCAAGUUUUGUUCAGAUAAUUUACUCUAUUACAAAACACCAAAAAUGGCUGAACUAGAUAAUAUACUUGGAGAUAUUCUUGCCAGUAUAACAGAUCUAGAGAUUAAGAUAAUCCACAACUUACAGCUAGUUCUAUUGGAACACACACAGGUCAUACUGGAUGUCUUGGAUAAGAUUGCAGAUCUGGAUUGUCUUCUAGUGUUAUCUUCAUGUGCUAGUGAAUUUAAUUAUGUCAGACCACACUUAGUCCAAGAUUGUGUCAUUGACAUUAAAUCAGGAAGACAUCCUUUACAAGAACUAUGCUGCAGUCCCUACGUACCUAAUGAUGCCAACAUGGGAGGUGAACAAAGUAAAAUGAAACUUCUCACUGGACCCAAUGCAUGUGGUAAAAGUGUUUACUUAAAACAGGUUGCCUUGAUAGUAUUUAUGGCCCAUAUCGGAAGCUUUGUACCUGCUGAGUUGGCCAGGAUUGGACCCAUUGACAAAAUAUUCACUCGUCUCAAGUCUGUGGAGAGUAUUUCUGAGGGGAUGUCCACAUUUCUACAAGACAACAUGCAAAUGUCAGAGGCACUGCGCUCAGCUACCGCCCACUCUUUAGUUGUCAUUGAUGAAUAUGGGAAAGGCACAGAAUCUACUGAUGGUCUGGCAUUGCUUACUGCUAUGUUAAAGUUUUGGAUUGAGAAAGGCUCUUCCUGUCCAUUGGUCAUUGUGUCCACUCAUUUUCACAGCAUCAUUCAACAAAAGCUUUUACCAAAGUCAAAGCAACUUCAAUUUCUGACUCUUGAGACCUUGAUUCAGAUGGAUGAGCUUGUGUUCUUGUACCAGAUCAAAGAGGGUCACACUAGCUCAAGCUAUGCUUGUAACAUAGCUGCAGUAGUUGGGAUGGCCCCACAUAUUGUCAAGAGAGGUCAAGAGGUCUCUGACUUAAUUAGUCAACACAAAAAUGUACCACAUAUGAAAGACAAACACAGCAAGGAGCAGAAAAUAAAGUAUGAAACUAUUGUCACAGAGUUCCUGAAACUAAAUUUAGACUUGGAUGACAUUCAAAGCUUUUUAAAGAACAUUGUUCUCCCAUUGGCUGAUACUAGCAGUAAUAUUAAAACUGGAGCUAAAAUUUCCAGUGUUCAGACAAUACAGAGACAUUUCCCCAGUAAGAUUUCUAUUGGCCCUACAUCAAGUGUCAUGGAAGUGCAUACAGACACCUCACUGCCUCAGGAAGUCAACCAAUCCUCCUCUAGUAGGGCACCGGCUUUCAAUGUGGGACUUUUCCAGCCCACAUUACUUCAGAAUGCUCAGUCUAAUGUUCAUGAAACUACAGCAAAAACUCAAGCAGGUCCAAAUACUGACAGUAUUGUGAGGCUCAAUUCAUUUUGUGAUCCUCAAAGAAAUACUCAACAUUUGAAUGUCAAACUAACUUAUGAUGGCUCUGAUGUCUUGGAUAGAAUACAGAGAACAAAAGAAAUGAAAGAUAUUUUACUUGAUUCAAAAUUAGAUUGUUCAUUUCUUGAGAAAAGUUGUCCACAUACUGUAGUCACUGAAAUCAAGGAGACAACAAAUCCAAUUGAGAAUCCUAAAAGUUGUUGCUCUAAAAACUCAGGAGCAGAGAAUCAAACAACAAAACUGUCAGACAGUGAGUCCACGUCAUCAGAAAAAAGGAAAGUUGAUUUGAGAUUUUUAUUUAAAGCUUCCAAUAAAAAGCCAAGAUUGGAACAACGAACUAGCACACCUUUAGGCUGGGAUGAAACAAAGUCUAGGGAAGAACAACAUACUAGCACACCUAUAAGCUGGAAGAAUUCUAGAAACCCAAUGUCAAUAACUGCCAUCAAAAAAGAAAAACUUUCGACCCAUCCUAGUACAUGCAGUGGUACAAUCCCAGAAGACAGCAGUGAGACUUCAGAAUAUAGCCAUAAACAUGUCACUAGCAGCUCUCCAUUUCUAAGUUCUCAGUAAUAAUUAGCUUUGCAGAUCUCUUAGGCCAUUGGAGUAAUGAUAGGAGCGUCAUUAUUGUUAUAUUUUUUUUCUGUGAUAGUGUUUUUUUGUAAAUUAACUUGUAUGCCUUCAUGUUUUUAUUACUAAACAUUUGAAUUUUGAGUUGUCAUUGAUGAAUUUUGAGUUGUCAUUGAUGAAUUUUGAGUUGUCAUUGAUGAAUUUUGAGUUGUCAUUGAUGAAUGAUGUUUUGUUGUUGUUUUAUUCACAUUAUGAUGUUUAUCUUAAAUCAGCUCUGUGUAAACUAUUUAAAGUGUGUACAGGAUGGAGUUGAAACACUUGUAGUCCUAUUCUGUCUCUUUGUUCUAAUGCUCUAAUAACUCUUUGACUUCCUCUAGAGUCUUUUUUUUUGUUUGUUGCUAAAAGGAUUUCAAAUAAAAUCAUAAUUUUU
This is a messenger RNA of Biomphalaria glabrata, 4072 nucleotides long. Its product is annotated as mutS protein homolog 5-like. Gene Ontology annotation, biological process: chiasma assembly; mismatch repair. The transcript is spliced from 28 exons. Gene Ontology annotation, molecular function: ATP-dependent DNA damage sensor activity; mismatched DNA binding; ATP binding. Gene Ontology annotation, cellular component: nucleus. The coding region runs from base 289 to 3645 and encodes 1118 amino acids. The record is from RefSeq and is a predicted model, not a curated record. Lineage: Eukaryota; Metazoa; Mollusca; Gastropoda; Planorbidae.